AUGUUGAUGUUCUGUCCUACGUGCGGCAACUUACUGCUGGUAGAGGAAGGUACCGACGCGCUACGAUUUUCCUGCAAUACAUGUCCGUACAUUUGUAAAAUCAAGCAACGCAUUUCUAGCCGUAUCUAUCCUAAACUUAAAGAAGUAGACCAUGUGAUGGGCGGUUCAGCUGCAUGGGAAAACGUAGAUUCGACCGAUGCAGUGUGCCCUUCUUGCUCUAAUGAUCGAGCAUACUUCAUGCAAAUGCAGACUCGUUCGGCUGAUGAGCCGAUGACGACGUUUUAUAAGUGCUGUAAUCAAACGUGUGGCCACAAUUGGCGCGAUUAA
Anopheles marshallii is the source of this 327-nucleotide messenger RNA. It is a transcript of the gene Polr3K, whose product is annotated as DNA-directed RNA polymerase III subunit RPC10. Gene Ontology annotation, molecular function: nucleic acid binding; DNA-directed RNA polymerase activity; zinc ion binding. NCBI's taxonomy places the organism in Eukaryota, Metazoa, Arthropoda, Insecta, Diptera, Culicidae. The transcript has 2 exons. Gene Ontology annotation, biological process: termination of RNA polymerase III transcription; DNA-templated transcription. Gene Ontology annotation, cellular component: RNA polymerase III complex. The record is from RefSeq and is a predicted model, not a curated record. Bases 1 to 327 code for a protein of 108 amino acids.